ACUAGACAUCUCAUGGUGUGUGUGUUUAUGUUUGUGUGUAUAGGGGCCAUCCCUCUUACAUUUAGUGACUCCUCACACUCGUCACAAGUCUACUGGCAUCCCGAGCUGCGUUGCUAUCCACACAUGAAGAUUUGAUGCCAGAUUUUGAAACAAAACAGUGACUGACACGAUGACCGCCGUGAAUGCACCACGAGACAGGUACAAUGCAGUAUGGAUCAUAUUCUUCAUUCUUGGGCUGGGAACUCUGCUGCCAUGGAAUUUCUUCAUGACUGCUACCAUGUACUUCACAGGACGUUUGAAGGAUGAGGAACAUAAUCAAACAUCCAAUGGGAUGGCGGUGAAAGAGAGUGACAUGCGUAACAUCCUAGAGUCAAAGUUCAACAAUGUGAUGACAUUGUGCGCCAUGGUGCCACUGCUUAUAUUCACCUGCCUUAACUCGUUCAUUCACCAGAGGAUUCCUCAGAAGUUGAGGAUCUCGGGCAGUCUCUCUGUCAUUCUCGUACUUUUUCUCAUCACGGCGGUGUUGGUAAAGGUGGAGAUGGCUCCCCUGCCAUUCUUUGCUUUCACCAUGAUCAAAAUCAUCUGCAUCAACUCGUUUGGUGCUGUUCUUCAGGGAAGUCUAUUUGGUCUGGCUGGUCUGCUCCCAGCAUCCUACACUACACCCAUCAUGAGCGGCCAAGGGUUUGCUGGAACGUUUGCGGCCUUCUCCAUGAUCUGUGCACUUGCAACUGGCUCUGCGUUACAGGACAGUGCCUUCGGCUACUUCAUCACAGCCUGUGUUGUUAUUCUCAUUGCUAUCGUUUCAUACCUCGUCCUGCCCAGAAUGGAAUUCUUCCAGUAUUAUUCUGAAAGCAAUGGCUUAAGAAGUGUCAACGAUGAGGAAAACAAGAUGGACUUGCUGAAACCUGAAAGUGAAGCAGAGAAGAGACCAGUGGUCAGUCUGACAAAUGAAGAUACCAGACCCUCAGUGUCAGUGUUUGCCAUCUUUAAACAGAUCUGGGUGAUGGCUCUUUCCGUGUGCAUUGUCUUCACAAUCACCAUUGGCACGUUCCCAGCUAUCACUGUAGAUGUCAAGUCUACUGUGGCUCACGGGGGUGCUUGGGAAGAAUACUUUAUUCCUGUUUCCUGUUUCCUCCUCUUUAACGUAAUGGACUGGGCCGGUAGAAGCCUCACCGCUGUGUGCAUGUGGCCUGGUAAAGACAGCAUCUGGCUGCCCAUCGUGGUGAUCGCUCGGGUCGUGUUUGUGCCUCUCUUCAUCUUCUGCAACGUGCAGCCCAGAAACUAUCUGCCUGUGUUUUUUGCUCACGACGCCUGGUACAUCAUCUUCAUGAUUCUCUUCUCCUUCAGUAACGGAUAUCUGGCUAGCCUCUGCAUGUGCUUCGGACCCAAGAAAGUAGCCCAGCAUGAAGCGGAAACCGCAGGGGCCAUCAUGGCCUUCUUCCUCUCUCUCGGUUUAGCUCUGGGAGCCGCAUUAUCCUUCGGUUUUCGUGCCAUGAUAUAAAACCCAGACCUAGUUCUUGGUACGAUGAAGAAGACCAACUUGAUCUCAUCCAAGUUACAUGCUAAAAUGGAUUCAUUAUUGUAUUGAACCACAGAGCCAGAGAGAAAAAGUUUUUGUCCUACAUGUACCUCUUUUUGCUGUUGAAACGGGCUGCCUAUCUGUGCUUCCAGCCUACUUUUGUUGCUCUUGUGUGUGUCCUAUCGAACAAGCUACUAUAGCAACUGGAAUAGAUAGUAUUCAGUGGUUGAUGAAAAGAGAGCCCCUAAUUUUGAGGCUCUAUGAACAAGCCAAAAUCUAUCAGAAGUUUACUUUUUGUAUAUUGUGCCAAUUCAGUAUUAAGCAAAGCUGUAAAGUUCAAGUAGACCCUAAUGAGGCUUUGUGUUUUAUUUGAAUUAUUAGAAAAUGAAUUAGUUGCACUUAAAGGAAUAUUCCGGCUUCAAUACAAAGUUGAAAUUCA
Xyrauchen texanus (razorback sucker) is the source of this 1958-nucleotide messenger RNA. It is a transcript of the gene slc29a1a, whose product is annotated as solute carrier family 29 member 1a. The record is from RefSeq and is a predicted model, not a curated record. The transcript is spliced from 13 exons. Gene Ontology annotation, molecular function: nucleoside transmembrane transporter activity. Gene Ontology annotation, biological process: nucleoside transmembrane transport; uridine transmembrane transport. Bases 170 to 1501 code for a protein of 443 amino acids. Gene Ontology annotation, cellular component: plasma membrane. Lineage: Eukaryota; Metazoa; Chordata; Actinopteri; Cypriniformes; Catostomidae.